AUGUUUCAGUACUCCCGGUGGUAAUUCAAACAGUGCGUGCGAAUUAACAUGUACGUUGAUCAUGUCAUUGGCCAGGCAUGUUCCUCAAGGCUGUCAGUCUUUAAAAGAAGGUAGAUGGGACAGAAAGUUAUACAUGGGAACUGAACUUAAAAACAAAAUUCUAGCAAUUUUAGGAUUAGGAAGAAUUGGUCGCGAAGUAGCUUAUAGGAUGCAGGCUUUUGGAAUGAAGGUUAUUGGCUACGAUCCUAUUAUAACCAAAGAAUCUGCUGCAGGGUUUGGGGUGGAAUUGCUUAGUCUAGAAGAAAUUUGGCCAAUUUCCGAUUAUAUCACAGUGCAUACACCAUUAAUACCACAAACUAGAAAUCUGCUAAACGACGAUGUAUUUAUCAAAUGUAAAAGAGGAGUAAAGAUUAUAAAUGUUGCCAGAGGAGGAAUUGUUGAUGAAGCAGCACUGUAUAGAGCAUUAAAUAAUGGACAGUGCGACGGCGCAGGGUUAGAUGUAUUAACAGAGGAACCGCCUAAGAGCGCUGAACUCAAAAGCCUAAUAGCACAUCCUAAAGUUAUUGCUACUCCUCAUUUAGGUGCUUCUACAUUAGAAGCUCAAAUAAAAGUUGCUGAAGAAGUAGCUCAACAGUUCGUUGCUUUAAGUAAUCCCAACAGCAAGUAUUCAUUGAACGGACUGGUCAAUAAAAUUAAGAACGGUGCUUGACGAGAUUUUUUUAAGUGUAUAUAUUUUUAUACAUGUUGUUUUUGUAAAACUUAGUUGAUUUAUUUAAUUAUGACCCAUAAUAGUUGUUUUAAUAAACACAAUAUUUAAUAUUAUAAACGCUUGUAUGAUAAUAAACGGCUCAUUUAUUAGACUUUA
This is a messenger RNA of Daktulosphaira vitifoliae (grape phylloxera), 865 nucleotides long. Its product is annotated as D-3-phosphoglycerate dehydrogenase-like. The transcript has 6 exons. The record is from RefSeq and is a predicted model, not a curated record. The coding region runs from base 62 to 709 and encodes 215 amino acids. Gene Ontology annotation, molecular function: NAD binding; phosphoglycerate dehydrogenase activity. NCBI's taxonomy places the organism in Eukaryota, Metazoa, Arthropoda, Insecta, Hemiptera, Phylloxeridae.